This is a messenger RNA of Chiloscyllium plagiosum (whitespotted bambooshark), 4406 nucleotides long. The record is from RefSeq and is a predicted model, not a curated record. NCBI's taxonomy places the organism in Eukaryota, Metazoa, Chordata, Chondrichthyes, Orectolobiformes, Hemiscylliidae.
GUUUGGUUCAUGGAACAGUCUGAAAGGUCACUGGUGUAAUGAACAACAAAUGGACGUGUCAUGGAAAAACUGGUAAUAAUUUGUCAUGUAAACCUUUUCUUGAAGCUAUCUGAGAAAUAUGGCGAGGUAUUUAGCAUCAAGCUGGGACCCACAACUGCAGUGGUGCUGACCGGUUAUGAAGCAGUGAGGGAUGCUCUCGUCAACAAUGCAGAUGAAUUUGGAGAGAGAGCACACAUCCCAAUAUUUGAAGUGGUUUCAAAAGGACACGGUAUUAUUUUUGGUCACGGGGAGUCAUGGAAGCAAAUGCGAAGAUUUGCCCUCACCACAUUACGAGAUUUUGGAAUGGGAAAGAAAACCAUUGAAGACAAAAUAAUUGAGGAGUCAGAUUUUCUGGUAAAAAUCAUUGCUGCUUAUCAAGGCCAACCGUUUAAUCCAACGGUCCAACUGAACUCUGCUGUGGCCAAUAUAAUUUGCUCUAUAGUUUUUGGUGACAGAUUUGAUUAUAAGGAUGAAAUGUUUGUCAGUUUAGUAAAGAGAGUGAAUGAGAACAUUCAACUUCUUGGUUCACCUGUGGUACAUCUGUACAAUGCAUUUCCACUCCUGAGAUUCCUUCCAGGAAGACACAAUAAAGUGCUUACCAAUACAGAACAGACUAUGAAUUUCCUUAAAGGUUUCUUCAAAGAAAAUCGUCAUAAACUAGAUGGCAGUGACCUGAGGAGUUUUAUCGAUGUGUUCAUGAUCAGACAACAGAAGGAAUCGGACAACCCUAAUUCAUACUUCCAUGAAGACAAUUUAAUGUUCACAACUAGUAACCUGUUUGCUGCAGGGAUGGAGACCACCUCAACCACACUUCGUUGGGGAAUGCUUCUGAUGAUGAAAUAUCCAGAGAUCCAAAGAAAGGUUCAUGAGGAAAUUAUCAGAGUGAUUGGAUCUGAGCGAUAUCCCAGAGUUGAAGAUCGGAAAGAUAUGCCGUACACUGAUGCAGUGAUCCAUGAAAUCCAGAGGUUUGGGGAUAUUGUACCACUGGGCAUAACACAUGAAACAACAGCAGACGUAAAUUUCAGAGGAUACUUCAUUCCAAAGGGAACCCAUGUAAUCCCAUUGCUGUCCUCUGUGCUGUAUGAUAAAACCCAAUGGGAAAAACCAAAUGAGUUCAACCCAUCUCACUUUCUGAAUGCUGAGGGCAAGUUUGUGAAGAGAGAUGCCUUCAUGCCUUUCUCUGCAGGUCGAAGGAUUUGUGCUGGUGAGACCCUGGCUAAAAUGGAGCUGUUCCUCUUCUUUACUACACUGAUACAAAAAUUUAAGUUUCAAGUCCCACCGAAUGUCAGUGAACUGGAACUUGAGUCUGGAGUGGGUUUUACUUCGUUCCCAAAGUACCAAACUGUGUGCGCUCUUUUCAGCACAGGAGCUGAGCUCGAAUAUAAACUGCGGCCCCUCCUGUUGCCAGUUUCGAUCCCGGGAUGUCGAUUCGGCUUGAAAAAUCCCGGGGUCAUCAACUUCGUGGAUGCCAUCACCCUGGUGUUGCUGGGGGCUCUGACCAUUAUCCUCCUGCUGUAUUUCAACAGCGGCUUGAAAAAUCCUGGAGUCGUUAACUUCCCCCCGGGACCCCCUUCUCUCCCAGUGAUCGGGAACCUGCACAUGUUGGAUCUGAAGAAGCUGAACAAAUCAUUGAUGAAGAACGAGGGGCAGCAGAGUCUGAGAAGCAGGGCCAGACCAAGCAGGCAAAAUGGUAUUACUUUUGGUCACGGGGAGUCAUGGAAGCAAAUGCGAAGAUUUGCCCUCACCACAUUACGAGAUUUUGGAAUGGGAAAGAAAACCAUUGAAGACAAAAUAAUUGAGGAGUCAGAUUUUCUGGUAAAAAUGAUUGAGGCUUAUAAAGGCCAACCAUUUAAUCCAACUAUCCAACUGAACUCUGCUGUGGCCAAUAUAAUUUGUUCUAUAGUUUUUGGUGACAGAUUUGAUUAUGAUGAUGAAAAGUUUGUCAGUUUAGUAAAGAGAGUGAAUGAGAACAUUCAACUUGUCGGUUCACCUGUGGUCCACCUGUACAAUGCAUUUCCACUCCUGAGAUUCCUUCCAGGAAGACACAAUAAAGUGUUUACCAAUACAGAACAGACUAUGAAUUUCCUCAAAGGCUUCUUCAAAGAAAAUCGUCAGAAACUAGAUGACAAUGACCUGAGGAGUUUUAUCGAUGUGUUCAUGAUCAGACAACAGAAGGAAUCAGUGAACCAUAAUUCAUACUUUCAUGAAGACAACUUACUGACCUCGACGAAUAACCUGUUUGCUGCAGGGAUGGAGACCACCUCAACCACACUUCGUUGGGGAAUGCUUCUGAUGAUGAAAUAUCCAGAGAUUCAGAAAAAGGUUCAUGAGGAAAUUAUGAGAGUUAUUGGAUCAGAACGACAUCCAAGAGUUGAAGAUCGGAAAGAUUUGCCGUACACUGAUGCAGUGAUCCAUGAAAUCCAGAGGUUUGGGGACAUCGUACCACUGGGCAUAACACAUGAAACAACAGUGGAUGUAAACUUCAGAGGACACUUCAUUCCAAAGGGAACCCAUGUAAUCCCAUUGCUGUCCUCUGUGCUGUACGAUAAAACCCAAUGGGAGAAACCAAAUGAGUUCAACCCAUCUCACUUUCUGAAUGCUGAGGGCAAGUUUGUGAAGAGAGAUGCCUUCAUGCCUUUCUCUGCAGGUCGAAGGAUGUGUGCUGGUGAGACCCUGGCUAAAAUGGAGCUGUUCCUCUUCUUUACUACUCUGAUCCAAAAAUUUAAGUUUCAUGUCCCACCGAAUGUCAGUGAACUGGAACUCGAGUCUGGAGUGGGUUUUACUGCGUUCCCAAAGUACCAAACUGUGUGCGCUGUGCGUCGCUGAUGUAGCCACCUCAUUCAUGAUUUAAUGUGAUUUUCGUUUGCACAAACAUUUAAUCAUCUGAAUAAAAGCGUUCCCUUGUUUCUUCACACAGUGCCUGUCAAAUUGGGCUGAGUCAUCAUCAUUAUAUUUACUUUUAUGAUGUGACAUUCACUGUACAAGCUAGCUCUGUCACAAAACACAAAGGAGUUAGAAGGAUCAGUGACUUCCUGUUCCUUUUCUCAGGGGGUGAUAAAUGGGGUCUAACUUGAUGUGUUUGUUGAUAGCACCACCCCCUGAGAUAAGAAACAGGAAGCGACAUCACCACAGGAAAUAACAUCACCACAGGAAAUGACACCAUCAACCCAAAGAAACCCAAACAUAUAAAUAUAAAGUAGGAAUUUUUCAGUAUUGUUUCGCCAAAGGCCCACUGAAGAUGUUACCUAGUGGGGUAAUGAAACAUCUGGAAAUGAACCUUCCAGCUCAGUGAACAAACCAACAUUCUAAACCCCAACUUGAGCUACAAAUCUUCUCAAAACUCGCUAAUGCCUAUUUGUUUAAUGUAUAAUGGUGAACAGACAUUUGUACAGUCAAUAACUUACCCUGUAAGUAAACAUGAAGGUUAUCAACUCUAGACAUAUUUGUGGAGAUUUAAUUAUUUGACCUCUAGCCUCUGCGUGCCCUAACCUCCAGCGCUGCCUAUGUCACUUCCAUCAGUUGACCAUCCUGUGUCCGGGCCAACCAAUUAUUGAACAGCCUCUUUCUUGCAAAGUUUGAUCAUUCUUUACUGUCAGCCUUUUAUUCUCCCAUUAUCUUUUCUUUACAUAAAUACUAACUUCUCAAAAAACAUCACAGCGAGUUUUGAAAUGGCUUAUAGCUCAGGUAAGAGGGGCAAGGUAUUAACACAGAGAGAGGUAGGUGCCUGGAACAUACUGCUGGGGGUAGUCCUGAAGGCAGAUACAAUAGGAGUGUUUAAAAGGUUUAUAGAUAAGCACAUGAAUAAAUAUAUCCCUCUAGGGUUAUGGACCAUUGGCAGCAGAAGGGAUUAGUUUAACUUGGUGUCAUAUACGAUACAACACUGUGGGCUGAAGAGUGUGUUCCAUGCUGUACUGUUCUAUUUUCUACAAUUAUAUAUAUUUUAGUCUGCUUUUCAGUUUUGUCUUUGGGACACAUUUAAAUCAUAAUAAUAAUGUAUGGAAGGAGGCUUAUUGUGUUUAUUGCUGACUCUUUGAUGCAGCUAUCCAUACUCUUUCCACGAUUAGCCCGGGGAAUUUAUCCCAAUUGGAUAUUUAUACUUUUGGAGGUUCUGACUAAGGCAGCAAAAUCCAACUCUUAAUAACUCGCUGUGUAAUUUUUUUCUCAGAAAUCCUUGGACAUUUUGUUAAUUAAAUUGAUGAUCCUGAUGCCAUUGGAAGCAAAUGUUCUUUAUCUGUUAUUAAAUAUUUCAUGAUUUUGUAAACUAUCAAAUCUUUUCCAUGCAAAAUAACUUUGUUGUCCCAAAAUAUGGUUCAUUAAUUGAUGAACUGUUGUUGCUGUGCUCUUAAUAAAUUAGAUGUUGCAAUGUU